CUUCGUGAUCCGUUGAAACGUUGAAGUCAAUUUAGAAAAUCGAAUUAAUUCUUUUAAACAAAUAUUUUCUACUGUAAUUAGUGCUAGUCACUUUGUUUCUUUUCGUUAAUAACAAUUAUUAAUUUACAAUGGCAGAAAACACGCGUGCAUCCAGGUUGUCAUCGUACAAAAAUGUUGGUCACGGUACAACGGAUCUCCGACGCAAGCGAGCGGAGGUCAGCGUCGCUCUCCGCAAGCAAGCGCGCGAUGACCAGCUGCUGAAGAGGCGCGCCCUCUCUCCGGAGUCCCAUGAGGUGAAAGUUGAGGAGGUUGAACUGCUUCCGGAGGCCAUUGUUCAGGGUCUUAAAUCAGCGGACAUAUCAACAAAAACCGUAUCGGCGCGUGCGGCGCGCCGGAUGCUCUCCCGGGAACAGAACCCGCCCAUCUCCAUGAUGGUCGCCGCUGGAGUCAUCAAGCCAUUGGUAGACGCUUUGGACAGAGACGAUUGCGCUGAUUUGCAGUUUGAGGCUGCGUGGGCGCUGACGAAUAUUGCUUCAGGAACACACGAACAUACUUUGGCAGUUAUUGAUGGCGGGGCGAUACCCAAGCUGGUGUCGAUGCUGCCCCGCGGCGGGGCGGCGGGCGAGCAGGCGGCCUGGGCGCUCGGCAAUAUGGCCGGCGACGGCGCCGCCGCCCGCGACCGCGUGCUGGCCGCCGGAGCCCUGCCGGCGCUGCUGCCCGCCCUCAGCGCCGCCACGCCCGUCAGCCAGCUCAGGACCGCUGUGUGGACUUACAGCAAUCUCUGCAGAAACAAAAAUCCGUUGGUGAAUUUCGAAAUGGUCGCCCCCGCUUUACCUUACAUCUCUGAACUUCUUGAGGUGACGGAUGAUGAUGUUCUGGCGGACGCGUGCUGGGCUCUGUCAUACCUGACGGACGGGCCGAACGAGAGGAUCGAGGAGGUGCAGAGCACCCCGGGGCUGCUGCGGCGGCUGCUGGCGCUGCUGGAGCACCGGCACGCGGCCGUGCGCACGCCGGCGCUGCGCGCGCUCGGCAACAUGCUCACCGGCUCCGACCACCAGACAGACCGAUGCCUCGACGCCGGAUGCUUGGACCGCAUAAUCUGUCUUCUCCAAUGUGAUAAACCUUCCAUCAGGAAGGAGGCCGCGUGGGCGGUCUCCAACAUCCUGGCGGGGACCCAGGAGCAAAUACAGAGGGCGCUGGACAAGAACAUUCUUCAGGAGCUGAUACAAGUGCUCACCCAUGAUGAUAUCAAAUGUCAAAAGGAGGCGGCGUGGGCGUUCACCAACUUGUGCCUGGGCGGUUCCGAUUUGCAGCUCAUGAGCCUGAUGUCUUCGGGGUUCCUCCCCCCUUACUGCGCCCUGAUGGCCUCCCCCGACCACAGAGCUGUGCUGGUGGUGCUGGACGGCUUGGUGCAUCUGUUGCAGGCAGCGACCAGAUUGGGCGAGAUAGAAGCGAUGUGCCUCAAAUUGGAGGAAAUAGGAGCCUUGGAUCACAUCGAGAACUUGCAGCAGCAUGAGAACGAACAGAUAUACAAGAAAACAUUGCACAUAUUAGACACGUACUUCGCGGAGCAGGACGAGAAUAUCGCUCAACCAGUUGAGACGAAUGAGCAGUAUCAAUUUGGUGCCGUGCCCGGGCAGAAUAUAAAUUUUUAAAUAUAUAUAUAAGCGUAGAAAUUUAACAUAGAAAAUAAACACGCAACAAAAAAAAAUAUCGGCUUAUAAAAAUCACCUAAAAAUAAGUAUUGAUUUAAUGUAAAAAAGAUUAAUUUUGUUAUAACUCUUUCAAUUGUAAUCUUAUUUUUGUAUUUGUUUUUUACUCUUUUACUCCUAGAUAAGGAUCACACAAUCAGUGCGACAGUUUGCAGACAGCAAACUGAUGGACUGAACUGACGCAAAACUGAUGGUGUAACCCUUGUACUAGAUUGGGGAUCGUGAUUAUUUUGAAGUAAGAAAUAAAUGUUCCAAAUAGUGUCAGUGGAAUAGUUUUUGACAAUCCGUUAAACACUGUGUGUGUCACACGAAUUGUUUCGUUAAUUUUUUGAACAGAUUUGAAAAGAAGAAUUGUAUUCUUGUUGUGAUAAGUCCAAUGUUAAAUACAAAAUUACGCAAUAACUCAUUUUAAUUACUAAUUUUAAACAUUUACUUUUUGAACAGAUUUGAAAAGAAGAAUUUUAUUCUUAGUUGCAAUUAGUCCAAUGUUCAAUCCAAAUGGCUAUUAUUAACUUUCACAUAAGUUAAAUUUUUUUAAAAACCUAACAAAUGUGAUGAAAAUACACUAAUAUAAGGUACUAACUUAAAGCAAUGAUAUUUUAUAAAAUGAUUUCUUCAAUCUGAAUCUUUCAUUCAACUUAUAUGUUCUUGUGAUUUCUGAGAAGUUUGAAGUUAAAAGGAUUUUAAAGCAUUCGCUGGUUGACUGCUUUGAAUUUCUGAUAUUAUUUGUUAAAACUUAUAGAUUCCAUGUUUCCUAAAUUUUGUAUAAUGUAGUUUUGUUAAAUUUAAAAGCACUGAUAACAGACUGAUUUGUGAUAUUAAUUUUGUAUAAUAAACUAUUA
Molecule: messenger RNA, 2554 nt
Organism: Amyelois transitella
Lineage: Eukaryota; Metazoa; Arthropoda; Insecta; Lepidoptera; Pyralidae
Product: importin subunit alpha-1
Exons: 11
Coding region: 129-1655 (508 amino acids)
Biological process (GO): NLS-bearing protein import into nucleus
Cellular component (GO): nucleus; cytoplasm
Molecular function (GO): protein binding; nuclear import signal receptor activity
Source: RefSeq, a predicted model, not a curated record